Molecule: messenger RNA, 869 nt
Organism: Topomyia yanbarensis
Lineage: Eukaryota; Metazoa; Arthropoda; Insecta; Diptera; Culicidae
Exons: 4
Coding region: 237-539 (100 amino acids)
Biological process (GO): cellular response to oxidative stress
Cellular component (GO): cytoplasm
Molecular function (GO): glutathione disulfide oxidoreductase activity
Source: RefSeq, a predicted model, not a curated record
GUCCAAAAAAUUGUUUCAAAAUCGUUCAACACGGGUCCAACGAUGGACGUUCGUUGAACGGUUAUUUGGACGUUGUCCAAAUUGGUCCAACGAACGUCCUUCAUUGGACGAUUUUGAAACCAACCGUUCUUAGAGGGAUCUACCACACAAUCAAGCAAAAUACGCUGUGUUACAUAGCGGUACUUUCCGAACCAAAGCUCGACCGGAAUGACAAUUGUAAAUCACCACCAGUCAAUAUGAGUGGAUCAGUUGCAGAUUUUGUGAAAAGCGCCAUAACCCAGGACAAAGUGGUCAUUUUCUCUAAAACUUACUGCCCAUAUUGCACAAUGGCUAAAGAGCCAUUUAAAAAACUAAACCAACAAUUUGCUUGCUACGAACUGGAUCAACGCAACGAUGGUGACCAAAUUCAAUCCGUAUUAGGAGAGUUAACCGGGGCAAGAAGCGUACCUCGGGUGUUCAUUAAUGGAGAAUUUGUCGGAGGUGGAACCGACAUAAAAAAAAUGUAUUCAGAUGGGCGUUUGGAAAAAUUAUUAACCUAGAAAACAAACGGUUGCAUUACACAUGUUUUUAUAUAGAUAUGAAAUAUAAAAUAAACGAUUGAUAUUUACAUCGUUCGGGGGAGCUCUGUUAGCAGGCCAAAGCUUCACCCUACUAAACCCUAUUGUAAUAUUCAUUAAGAAACGCGCUUAUCAGUGGCGGAUCUAGGGGGAGGGUCUUGGGGGUCCGGACCCCCUCCGAAGUUUUUUUCAUUUGUUGAGAAAUUUUAAAUAAGUUACAAUUUUAUAUCAGUUUCAAACUCAAAAUCAUUCUAAACAAAAUUUGACUAACACAAAUGAUUCUCAUUGAAUAAAGUUAUUACGUAUGUCGAA